GGACAUGGCGCCGCCCAGGCUGGCCUUGCUCGGGCUCUGCUGGGCUAGCUGCCUCCUACUGCCCCUUGCUCUGGGCUGUGGGCCGGGCAGGGGGCCGGUGGGGCAGAAGCCCUACAACCGCAAGCCUCUCACGGCGCUGCAGUACAAGCAGUCGGUGCCCGACGUUGCCGAGCAGACGCUGGGGGCCAGCGGGAAAGCCGAGGGCAAGAUCAGCCGCGACUCGGAGCGUUUCAAGGACUUGGUGCCCAAUUAUAACCCCGACAUCAUCUUUAAGGAUGAAGAGAACACGGGGGCCGACCGGCUGAUGACCGAGCGCUGCAAGGACCGAGUCAACACCUUGGCCAUUGCAGUGAUGAACAAGUGGCCGGGUGUCAGGCUGCGAGUGACUGAGGGCUGGGAUGAAGAUGGACAUCACCCGCCCUACUCCCUGCACUAUGAAGGCAGGGCCCUGGACAUCACGACGUCUGACCGCGACAGGAAGAAAUAUGGAGUGCUGGCCAGCUUGGCGGUAGAGGCAGGCUUUGACUGGGUGUAUUAUGAGUCCAAAGCGCACAUUCAUGUAUCAGUGAAAGCAGAUAACUCCGUGGCUAUUCAUGCCGGUGGCUGUUUUCCUGGUGAUGCUGCAGUGACCUUAUGGAGCGGGGAAAAGAAAAACCUUUCCGAACUCCACUGUGGGGACUUUGUGCUUGCUGUAGACCAGAGUGGGCGAGUGACGCCUAGUGAGGUUUUGCUAUUCCUCGAUCGGGACCAGUACCGGAGGACCACCUUUGUGACCAUUGAGACAGACAGUCCCGUCCGCCAGCUUCUGCUCACGCCCUCCCAUCUCAUCUUUGCUGCGCAGAACCCAGCCAACAGCACAGCUGACUUCUCCCCUGUAUUUGCCAGCCAAGUGCGUGUGGGGGACUCAGUGCUAGCACACCACACAGCUGGGCCUUUGUUGCGUCCUACCCGGGUGGUCCGUGUUUGGCAGCAAGAGGCUGUUGGAGUCUAUGCCCCGUUGACUUCGCAUGGCACCCUUUUGGUGAAUGGGGUGCUGGCCUCCUGCUACGCCAUGCUUGAGAGCCACCACUGGGCCCACCGAGCCUUUGCCCCACUGCGGCUGGUCCACGGCCUCUUCUCACUGCUGCCUCUUAAGGGUGAAGCUAGGAACUGCAGUGCACAGGAGACGGGCAUGCAUUGGUAUUCACAGUUUCUAUACCAGUUGGCGUGGGGCAUCCUGGGAUGGGACAACCUUCACUCUUAAAGAAUAGAGUUUAAAUCUAUAUGGCAAAGGAGUAUGACUUGUCGAGCCACUGGAUAAAGGCAGGGAGUCAGACACCAGCUUGGUACCAGUUUGGUUGGGUAAUUGAAUGGUGACGGCUUUGGUUUGGGAAUGCGCAUCCCUCCUUUAAGAACAGCAUCAUUGCAGCUGGGAGAAAGCACAGAUUGAGGCAGGGGGAAGAAUGGGUCAGCAGGGCAGUUGGGCAUAACUUGGUCUCCUGAUGUGGCUACUCCCACCUGUAGGCUACAUACAAAGCACACUCUGCUCUCUCUGGGCAUCCUGACAGAGUGACUCAGAGUUAUAUUAGAGAGGGAACCGGGUGGUUUACAAACUCACCCUGCUUUUCAGAGGAUAGGCUGGAUUUUUCCCCAUUUCUCCUUUUUUGUCCAGAUCUCUGUUUGAAUGGAUGUUAAGCGGAGUAGCUGCCUGAGCAGGAAGGGAUAUGGAAGGAGGGCUAAGGACAGAAGGUGACAUGAGAUCAACUAGGUUCAAGCAGAAAAGGAGACUGGGAUUUAGUCCUGGGCUCAUUCUUCAGCAUUUUAAUGAACACUGCAUGAAAAAUAAUGGGAGGCUGCUCAUGCCAGAGACACAAUGUGGCACUGGGCAUAUCCACCGCCCAGAAAAGGGUGAAUGUCUCAUGUGGGACUAGGCAAUGAACCUGGGACCCUGUUCAGAAGAAAGGUGCUUUCAAGACAGUGUGCACAGGAUCACUUUAACUCUGCAUCCCUUUACUCACCUGGGUCAUAACACUGGAAUUCAAUAGGGAGGGAAGGAGGGGUGCAAGAGGGGAGAACUCCCAGGAAGGUGCUGAAGUAGAGACUGUGUAAAGAAUGAAUGGUCUUGCAAACGGAAUUCGCCACACCACCAUUCUCUUCCCAGCUCCGCCGUCGUGACCUUCACCAAGUCCUGCCUGUGCUUCUGUAUCUCUGUUGAAGGUCAGAGGUGGCGAGUUUCUAACCCUUCCUUUCCCUAGCCAGACUCCUUUGAAGCUCACAGUAAUGAGAUUAACUCUUAGCUACUGAUCCAGAGUUUUAUUUUUAUAUUUAUAAGUCAUAAUUUAAUUGUGGGCUUGUUUCCA
Heteronotia binoei (common prickly gecko) is the source of this 2339-nucleotide messenger RNA. RefSeq names its product desert hedgehog signaling molecule (gene DHH). Gene Ontology annotation, biological process: cell fate specification; regulation of gene expression; protein autoprocessing. NCBI's taxonomy places the organism in Eukaryota, Metazoa, Chordata, Lepidosauria, Squamata, Gekkonidae. Bases 5 to 1243 code for a protein of 412 amino acids. The record is from RefSeq and is a predicted model, not a curated record. Gene Ontology annotation, molecular function: calcium ion binding; patched binding. The transcript is spliced from 3 exons.